AGUGCAGGAAAAUCCCAGCCCUUGCACACUCAGCCUCCCACAACCAUCUACCUACCCACCCUGACACACUCAAGCCUCCCUGACCCAUCUUGAACAUUCACCAGCACACACUCCCUGCACAUUUCUUUCACCCUCAGCUUCUGCCACCUCCUCCGGGGUAAUAUUGCCAGGCUUUCCCUAAUCCCAGAGCUGCAGACUUACCCUGUCCCUCAUCCCCAACCAUGUCCCUGGAGUCACUGAAAUUCCAGGCAGUGGGUGAAGAAGAUGAGGAGGAUGAAGAACAAGAGAGCCUGGACUCUGUAAAGGCGCUGACGGCCAAGCUGCAGCUGCAGACACGGCGGCCCUCAUAUCUGGAGUGGACGGCCCAGGUCCAGAGCCAGGCCUGGCGCAGGGCCCAAGCCAGACCCGAGCCCGGGGGACCUGGGACCAUUUGCGGCUUCGACUCAAUGGACUCUGCCCUUGAGUGGCUCCGACGGGAGCUGCGGGAGAUGCAGGCACAGGACCGGCAGCUGGCAGGGCAGCUGCUUCGGCUGCGGGCCCAGCUGCACCGGCUGAAGGUGGACCAAGUCUGUCACCUGCACCAAGAGCUGCUGAACGAGGCCGAGAUGGAGCUGGAGCUGGAGCCGGGAGCCGGCCUGGCCUUGGCCCCGCCACUGCGGCACCUGGGCCUCACGCGCAUGAACAUCAGCGCCCGGCGCUUCACCCUCUGCUAAGGGGCACCCGCGUGCCUGCCUCGCCACCGCUACCCAUUCCCCAGCCCACCUUGGGAAGAAGGAAAGGAGGGGUGCCCCAGAGGAGCCAGCACCUGGAGAGCGGUGCGGGGAGAGUCCAGGAGAUGCUCAGAGCUCUGGGAGCUUAAAGCCCCUGCAUCUUGUUGCCCCUGCUGCCCCAGAUGGGGGAGGGGGGACGGUGUGGAGGAAGGGGAGGAGUUCACAGACUCCCAGGCUCCUCAAUAAACCUCUGCUUCCCA
This is a messenger RNA of Kogia breviceps (pygmy sperm whale), 970 nucleotides long. RefSeq names its product family with sequence similarity 167 member B (gene FAM167B). The record is from RefSeq and is a predicted model, not a curated record. Lineage: Eukaryota; Metazoa; Chordata; Mammalia; Artiodactyla; Physeteridae.